Messenger RNA from Condylura cristata (star-nosed mole), 4818 nucleotides. RefSeq names its product guanine deaminase (gene GDA). Lineage: Eukaryota; Metazoa; Chordata; Mammalia; Eulipotyphla; Talpidae. The transcript has 14 exons. Gene Ontology annotation, molecular function: zinc ion binding; guanine deaminase activity. The record is from RefSeq and is a predicted model, not a curated record. Gene Ontology annotation, biological process: guanine catabolic process. Gene Ontology annotation, cellular component: cytosol. Bases 172 to 1536 code for a protein of 454 amino acids.
GCCCCUGGGCGCGGCCUGCAGGGGGCAGGCGAUUGCCGGGGGAAGCGGGGGCAGGACGAGACCAGAGCGGUGCCCGCUUGCAGCCACCGGCAGCUGCAGGGAACCCAGCCACGUCUCCGCCCGGUGUGCCCUCCUCGGCUCGCGGACCCCCCGUUGCGCUCGGCCGCUGAUAUGUGUGCUGCUCGGAUGCCGCCCCUGGCGCACAUCUUCCGAGGGACUUUCGUCCACUCCACCUGGACCUGCCCCAUGGAGGUGCUGCGGGAUCACCUUCUCGGCGUGAGCGACAGCGGCAAAAUAGUGUUUUUAGAAGAAGCUUCUCAACAAGAAAAGCUGGCCAAAGAAUGGUGCUUCAAACCAUGUGAGAUAAGAGAACUGAGCCACCAUGAGUUCUUCAUGCCUGGGCUGGUUGAUACUCACAUCCAUGCCCCUCAGUAUUUAUUUGCUGGAAGUAAUGUGGAUCUACCGCUUCUGGAGUGGCUGAACAAGUACACUUUUCCCACAGAGCACAGGUUUCGGAGCAUCAACUUUGCGGAAGAAGUGUAUACAAGAGUUGUUAGGAGAACGCUAAAGAAUGGAACAACCACAGCUUGCUACUUUGGAACAAUUCACACUGACUCAUCUCUGCUCCUUGCGGAAAUUACAGAUAAGUUUGGGCAACGGGCAUUUGUGGGCAAAGUCUGCAUGGAUUUGAAUGACACUGUUCCAGAAUACAAGGAAACCACUGAGGAAUCAGUCAAGGAAACUGAGAGAUUUGUGUCAGAAAUGCUUCAAAAGAACUAUUCUAGAGUGAAGCCCAUCGUAACACCACGUUUUACCCUUUCUUGUUCUGAGGCUUUGUUGGGUGAACUUGGAAAUAUUGCAAAGACCCACGAUUUGCAUGUUCAGAGCCAUAUAAGUGAAAAUCGUGAUGAGGUUGAAGCCGUGAAAAACUUAUACCCUAAUUAUAAAAACUACACAGAUGUGUAUGAUAAAAAUAACCUUCUGACGAAUAAGACAGUGAUGGCACAUGGCUGCUACCUCUCAGCAGAAGAACUGAACGUUUUCAGAGAACGAGGAGCGUCCAUCUCACAUUGUCCCAAUUCUAACUUAUCGCUGAGCAGUGGCUUUCUCAAUGUGGAAGAAGUCCUGAAACACCACGUGAAGAUUGGACUGGGCACAGAUGUGGCUGGUGGCUAUUCAUCUUCCAUGCUUGAUGCAAUCAGAAGAGCAGUGAUGGUUUCCAAUAUCCUUUUAAUUAAUAAAGUGAAUGAAAAAAGCCUCACUCUCAAGGAAUUCUUCAGACUAGCUACUCUUGGAGGCAGCCAAGCCCUGGGGCUGGACAAUGAUAUUGGAAACUUUGAAGUGGGCAAAGAAUUUGAUGCCCUCUUGAUCAAUCCCAAAGCAUCCGACUCUCCCAUUGACCUGUUUUAUGGGGACUUUGUUGGUGAUAUUUCUGAGGCUGUUAUCCAGAAGUUCCUCUAUCUAGGAGAUGAUCGAAAUAUUGAGGAGGUUUAUGUGGGCGGAAAGCAGGUGGUGCCCUUUUCCAGCUCGGUAUAAAGCCCUCGGCCUCCACAAGGUCUCCCAGGAUGGCAUCGCUCUGCGUUUCCCUUGUGCCCAGGCAGAGUUAGAAAGUCCAAAAAUAGUACCUUGUUGUUGGGAUGACUAUCUCUUUCUAUGUCUAGUUACAGUAUUCACGUGACAAAUUGCUUGAAGGAAGUUGCAAUAAUUCUCAGCUCUCCGGAGAAUUCAAAAUUUCUCCCUUUUGAGCCCUUCAGAGUUACUUUAGGCUCAGACAUAAGGGAGUGAUAGUACUGCUGGUGUUCUAAAGAGAUUUAAGUAAAAUUGAUUUCCUGUUCGGUAGUGAGAAAGGUUAUUGCCAUAGAUUGAUAUUUUGAAGUAAUGUGAAAAAUCAGAAAACUGAAAAUGAACCAGUGAAUAUAUUUUUUUGAAGGCAAGACUAUGACUAAAUGUUGGAAAAUCACUUCAGAUUGUGUUUGAAAAUUAUAUACUGAGCAUACUAAUUUAAAAAGAGAACUUGUUGAAUUUUGAAACUGUUUCUAGAUUGACCUUGUUUUCUGGAAAUUUGCACUUAAUGGGGUUUGCAUUUCAGAGAUGUGUUAUUGUUGUGCUUUGCCUUUCUGGAGGAUGAAAUAUCAGAAAUGGAAUGCCACAUGCUUUCUUACCAUAAUUCUGUGCUUCAAAGUAUUUGACAGAAGUUGGGUAUUAAAGAUUUAAAGUCUCUUAGGAAUAUUAUUCAUAUAACUACAUGGCAUAACUAGUUGUAUUUUUGUGUAGCUUAAGAUCAUCUUAAUUUAUAACUGUGCUGUUUUAUCGUUGCUUUGGUUUUAUUAGGAGAGAACAAAUUCCACCUUUACUGUUGCUAGAGUAGAGUCUCCAUAAAUCAGGACAAGUUCUGGGCAUCCAGGCGCGCUCAAUAUGAAAGGGAUGUUAUAUUGCAGUAAUCGAUUCUCCCCAAGAACUAUGCCAUAUACCAUAACUAUUCCAGCACUAUAUUUGCUGGAAAUUUCUUACUCAGAUGUCAGUCUGUUAGAAUUUUAAAGUGAAAGCCAGAUCCUAUUAAAGAAUUAUUAAAAAUUCUUAUGUCCUACUGAUUGAGAACAUUCUAUUUUUCAAUUCUAUUCAGUUGUCUUUCUAAUGGCUAAUGAUUUUCAGGACAUUCGAGUGUUAGGAUUGUGGAAAAGAUAUAGCUGUCCACUCAGUGUUUAUUUAAUAGGGCUUAGUUUGUACUAGAAAUGUACCCUCUUUCCACAAAGCAGAAAAUUUUUAUGCUUCCUAACAUAUUGUGUGCUCCUCAUAAUCUAGAAUUAAAACCAAAGUAAGAAUUUAUGAUAAAUCCUUAAACAGUGUUGACCUGUACAUUAUCCAAAUCCUAUAAUUUUUUUCAUUUAAUUCCAAAUACUAUAAGCCAGUAAGGAAAAUAGAUUUUUUAAAACACAACAUAAAUCUCAUAACUAGGACUUAAGUGUGACUUGUUAAUAUUUUCUGAUAGUAAAUACUUCAUGUAAUAUAACUAACACCACACUUACAGAACUGAAACAGUUUGCCCUCCUGUACUAAAUAUUUCAUUUUCACAUAGUCACGCUCAUUUAGAAGUCACUUGCCCAAUGUUUUUUCCCUAGUUGGAAAUAAUUUUAGAUUUGUGUAUACAUUACACCUAAUGAUAGAACAAAUGUUUGCUCUUAUUUACAGAAAAACAACCCAGUUUUUGUUGUGGUAUAUUAAGCAACUCAGUUAAAUUCAACUGUCAGUCUAGUUUAGUCUAUGUAUUGCCAAUAUUUCAACUUCCUGAGCCAUAUCAAAGAUAACUUGCCAAAGGUUCCCCAUUUCUCUCCAGUUCUGGUAAGUCUUUGCUAUAUCACUCAAUCUCUGCCAAAGGAACUUAGUUACCUGGUGGCUAAUCUAAAGGAGAGUUUAAUCCAAAUGACAAAUUUGCAUGAGCUGUACAAGAUCCACUAAAAGGUAGCAGCUGUUCCCAGAAUUUUCAAGAUCCUACACUUUUAUCUUCUUUAAUAGUGCACAUUUUGAUGUUGAACAUUGAUUUUCAUCUAGAUUUAGGAUUCGUCUGCAGUAAAUAUAUCGAAGUUUAACAUCAGAAGCAGGAAGAAUGGCCAUUUACAAUCUGUCAUCCAUUAAACUUAGCUCUGAUAGUAUGUUACCUAUCUUUUCUAAUAAAAUAGAAUGUGCUGAAAUGUUUACAUGUACUUUGAUCUCCCUGCAUCACUUAUAGACCUAUAUGUUUUAUUUCUCCAAACGCAGUGUUCCUGAAUGGUGCAUAUGCUUUUUGCAGUAUACAAGUAUUCACCAUGUAUGUGGCCAGAUGCUCUGUACUUUGAAAUAUUGCCUCUGCCUAAUGUGGGUUGACUUCUGAAUUGUGGAAAGCAGUAUUCCAAGCCAGUCAUAUUUGUCACUUUAUGUUCCAAUAUUUUGCUCUCUGAUAGGAAAGAAAUAAUUAAAAUUUAUCAGUCCUCUUACUCCCUUUUACCCUGCUCUACUAUCUGUCUUGAGUUUCCUUAUCAAUUCUUCCUUGUGCUAUACACAAGCGACAUCCAGAACUGGGUGGUUCUGUAGCUUCCAGAACCUUUUUUCAUUGUCUUAAAGUUGAUGCUGCUGCUGGAAAUGUUUAUAAUAUUCUUCUGCUCAAAGGUGAACUAGGAAAGGUGUCAUGGGCAAUGAUUUGAAAUAAUUUUCCAACUCUGUGGAAUGUUGGGAAUUUAAACUUUUUUGUUUUUUAAGACUUAAAGGAAGUGUUGACAUUUCGGACCCAGUCACGUUAGUAUGACUUUUGGACCCUGAUGUUUUUAAACUCUCAAAAGGAAAAGCAGAGGGGAAAGUACACAAGUGAGUGGACACCAUUUGAAAACCCUAGCAUGGAUCUCCAGGCAUGUUUUCAUGCCCACCCUGUCUCCCCUUCCCUGAGCACUGAAUUUAACUCCCUCCAACUCCCUGAGAGAUCAAGAGUUGGGGGUGGGGGUUUAGUUUCUGGUUCAGAUAGUAAAAUGCAGAAGCCAACCAGGCCAAUGAUGAUACCAAAUGUAACUCCUAAGGUGGCUUUCACAGUCCACUGGGUUGGGUUCAAGUGACUGAGUAACAAGUUCUGUGGCAUUGAUGUACCUGCCCAUUUCCUGUUCAAAAGCCUGUCAGAAAGCAUUCUUUAUGGGAAAACAACUUAUAUUGUUAAACUCCUGACCAAUGCUCUUAAAAAUAUGUAUGUAGUCAUUGGGAUGUUUUUUCCUCAAUAUUUGUAUAAUUUGCUCACUGUUUUUGUGCUGAGUGAGGUCCUUUGUGCUUCAGACAAAAAUAAAUGAGAUGUUGUGUCUA